Schistosoma haematobium is the source of this 12177-nucleotide messenger RNA. RefSeq lists its product as uncharacterized. The record is from RefSeq and is a predicted model, not a curated record. The transcript has 10 exons. Gene Ontology annotation, molecular function: protein binding. The coding region runs from base 183 to 1715 and encodes 510 amino acids. NCBI's taxonomy places the organism in Eukaryota, Metazoa, Platyhelminthes, Trematoda, Strigeidida, Schistosomatidae.
AUUAAAAGUUAGCAGUCAUCUUGUUUUGCCCUUGAAGGUUAGUAGAAAAAUUUAUCAGGUUGCAAGUUGUAGGGUUGGUCGCGCUGUAACGCUCCGUUAAUAAUGUGAUAAAAUGGUGACAAUUAUUAAUACAGAGUAACGAUCGCCGGCGAACUUCUGGCUCAUGGAAUAAUGGUUCUGGUAUGGAACUAGUCGAUAAUGAUAUUUGGCCUCCCAAUUCGGACUCUUACCUUGCUCAUACCAAACUGGGCAACAUGGCUCUUCCUGCCCCAAAACAACCCGAAAAACUAACUGUGGACUCUAAACCGGACCCUGCAAUUACUUGGUCUAAUAAUCCUUUGAGGCUCUCUAACAAAAUGUCCAUUUGGUCGAGUGAUAUGCAAGUAUCAGAAGUAAAGUCAUCAGGUAAUCACAACCAACAUUGGGGAAGUUCAACUAAACAGAGUGUUUCACUUGUCUAUGAUGAUGUCUGGGACUCAUCUCACGAUCCUGUGUUUCAAGUGUCAAGGGUUACUAGUGGUACUGAUCCUUGGAAGCUUAGUCCAACACAUUGUAUUGGUUCCCUCACAAAUGCGCCCAUUACUAUUGCGGAUCCGGGUGUCUUGGCUGGUACAUCCAGGUCUUCCGACAUACCUCAUGAUAGUCCCGCUAAUAGCCUUCCUUAUGUUACUGCGAUGCUUUCUGGUCUGAAUCUUACUCCUAGGAAUCCCGAUGAACCAACGUCCGAUGUCAAAUCGUCCAUUGUCUGUGCUAACAUGAAUGAUGUUGCGUUCUCAGCAGAACAACUCUGUGACAGACUAAUCAAUACAAACGAGGGUUGGGGGCGACGACCAAUUGAUCAAGCAACACCUUGGGAGCCAUUAGAUCCAAAGUUGGGUGAUCAAGUGAAUCGCAGUGGCAUAACUACACCUACCCCAGGAGCUUGUCCUUCUGGGUUUGUAAGUGGAAGUCUUAGGAUAUCUCAUACCCACUCAGCUGAUUCUAACGUUUGGGCAAGUGGACCGCCAACAGGAACAGGAAUAUGGGAAAUGCACUAUGAAAGUUUAAGUGGACGCUCGGCUGCAUGGCAGGAAGAAUCACAAUCCUCGACUUACCGUGAUGCUUCGUCUGUUACCCAUAUUAGUCCUAGUACUUUAAUAAACUGUAACAUGAACGCCAAUUCUCGAGGUGCAACACCAAUGCCACUUAACAACCGUCGAGACUGGGAAGAUAAUGAAAAUAGACUAUCCAAAAACUGGAGUCUCGGCCACUCUGAAUCCUCAGACCACAGCAGCUCAUUAUGGAACUCGGUGUGUGUGACUGAUAGUGAAGAUAGUGUUAGUGGGGAUAUCAUCCAUAGACGUCCACUAGUAACAGUUGGUUCCAGUCAGGAAACUUCUCGGAAUAGUGGAAAUGUUCAACAAUCCAAUGGUCGUCCUGUACUUGGUAGUGCUCGCCCUAUUGUCCCGACACACAAUCCACCAGACGAGUUCUCGUGGGAUCCUGAUCCGAAUUUUUUGAGGUCCGGUGUCAAUCCGAACGGAAUUGUUUCAUGGGACACGUCACCCAAUAGCGUGGUCAGCACCACUUGGGGGACUCUUGGUACUUCCAGCUUAAUAAGUUCUACACAAACUCACUUCCCACCUGUUUCAGAUGAUGUUAGGCAUCAACAGAACUUCAUGAGUACUAACUCACUUCCUCAGGGAUCUGUAAGUAUUUCUUCUUUAAUAUGUUGAAAUAACAUUUAAAAGUUGAGAAUGAUAUGAUUUUAUAUACAGCCAAAUAGUUUGUUGUACUUAUCAAUGGUGCUGAUUUGAACUGCAUACCGGCAUACGAGGAGGAAGUAAGUGGUCUAGUUUCUAGUCCAAUACUAAAAAGCAAUUGAGCUUACAUAAUAUAAAUUUGCAUUUAUUUUGUAACAAGUAACUCUGACUUUUAUGAAAUGCAUAAAAGUUUUUGUGCGAGUAAUGAUAUGAUAACCAAAACCAUAAUGAGCUUUUGUAUCUCAAUAAGUUACGUUGGAACAGAUUAGUAUACAUAUGGUAAAAAACGUCUAUUGUUUGUUACCUUUGCAUCUUGAAACGCUAACCAAUACCACGUGUCAAAGUGACUAGUGAGGAUCCUAAUUUUGUCUAUGUCGUUUCUUCUACUUAUGUAACAUAGUGUCCCAGAAUUGACCAAUUAUACGUCUGACCAGCACUGUUGACCUAGAGUCGACACAGUCAAACUCAUAUUGCUUCUCUAUCUUUGCUUUGAGACCAGAAAGUCAGUGGCCAGUUUCCAUUAUUACUUUAUGGUAGAACCAUAAUAUUUCGACAGCAAUUCUUAAAUUACAUUGAUAAUCAUUAAGCUAAUGAGAAUAAAAUUUGUAUACAGGAAUAAUUUACUGUAUAAUAAUCCGACAAUUUAGAAUGUAUAAAUAGCUUUUACAUGAAUAAUGAUAGAUUUUCAGUGGAGUUUUCAAUGUUAUAAUCAUAAUAGAUCCGGUAUAUAGACUCGUCCAUAUGACUCCAUAUCAUUUGACCUGUAGAUCCUUUAUAAACUCGAGGAAAAUUUUUCAAUCUGGUCCACAUACGUUGUUAGUAUGAACACCAGUUGUUGGGUCUAUGCUAGGUUUGAAGCAGUACGAGUUCACUUAGACUGCGAACGGAACAAGGACUUGUGUCCAAAAACCAAUAAACUAGCUAUUCUAUUGCGUCCCAGCCCCACUAACUAGAGAGAGAAGUCGAAGUCCGAACGCGGAUAUAUAUUCCGCAGAAAAGACAGAAGCACGAGCGAUAACAACAGACACAAAUCAAAACGUAUAUAUACAGCACAAAACUGUCCUUGGGAAGCGCUACAAAAUAGAAGACACAACGGACCAAUAGCGUUUAAGAUUCUCCCAAGUGGGGAAUACGACAUGAAGGUGAAAAGAGCGCUUUUGGCGUGAAAACAAAGAAAUUCAAAAUUUCAGAAUAAAAUUACAAAAUUAGGUCCUUUUCCGAGUGAGUUCUGGGAUCUAACGUCCCCAACAGUCUACAUAGUGCCUCAUGUACUAACUUGCGAUGAAUAUAUUCGUGUUUAUAAAGAUACCGAUACUCCUUACAUAUGCUUGUGUGAAUUUUUGUUCCUGAUUACACAUGCUGUUUAAUAAUUGGCAGGAGUGUUAGAGCCUUUCUGUUUCGUAUAUAUGUUGGUGAUAUCCUUUUGCGUUUUACAAUCCCGGAUUCCGAAAUCUGUACUACUAAUGCUGAGAAAACUAUUACUUACCCAAUCCACUUUCACACUUCUGCUCGUUAUACUUCCCCUUCCGGACGACAGUUUCAUCAAUUUCUGCGAUCCCGCCAACACAUCCAAAAGAUAUCUUUAGGUUCUUUAGCAUUAUCAAAUAAGUAUCUCGCCAGUAGUAAUACCACUAUUGCUAUGGCUUUUGUUACAUCAGUCAGGACAGCUGCUUGAGUAGCUUGUACUUCCGAAAUUCACCAGAUACAAUUAAUAUGACUUUUAGAAUGUUGGAAGAAUGAAUGGCAUUCUAGUCCAACAAGACUGGCACCGCAAAUCUGUCUCAUCGCAUGACACUAAAACGGGAAUAAUAAGCAGUUUAAUAAUAGUCAAUGGGUUAAACCAAAGCUUAGGGUAAAGAAGAUAUAUAUGCAUAGUAAUUCACAAUAAAAAUAUAAAUAACAAUAGUCCGAAAACCAGUUCCAAAAAUUCCAGUUUGACAAUAUUCGUUGCUCUAUUUUUUUGAUGUAAUUCGUUACUUUCACAAACAGAUGUUUAAUGCAAUGCAUUAUAUCAAUACAGUUUUUUCAUUUUUCUCAGUUUAUCCAGUCUUCCCUGUAAUAAUAUGAUGGUAAUUUCAGUCCAUCUACAAUUAGUCAUCUAAAAACAAAGCUUUACCCACCCUCUAACAUGCAUUUACUUCAGCAUCUGUAAUUACGUAAUUAGAUAUCUUUUUCUUGUAACAUAAACCAUUUCGUAGUAUUGUCCGCUAAUAUCCUUCAUCUAAUACCCUGGAUAUGUUUUCCGUACUUGUUAGCAAGACAUUGAUUGGAUUAAAGCACGUUCCAUACAGGAUUAUGUUAGAACAUAUUGACCCGGUUUUCGCUAGUCAGCGCUAGCAGAUAAUUGGAGGUUAUAGGAUAUUCUUGUGUAAAAUCUUAACAAUACUAACGUUUUUAUUACUGUGACUAUCUCAUUAGACUUGGCUUGUUGUGGAAUAUAAUUACGCACCAGUCCAAGCCGUAUUCUCAUUUUUGGAACUAGUCGAUUAAGGUAAUGUAUCCGAAGAAUACAAAGCAAUUAGGUUGGGCGGGUCGUAUAACAAAAGACUUUACUUCGUACUAUGCUUUUCAGAAGGUAGAUUUGCAUUGCUUACGCUAAGUAGUAUAUAUAUCGUGACUAAAAAUUUUUUAUUUUCCUUAGGAACGAUUACUAAUUCACCCAUACAGUAAUACCUAUCGCGCAGAUCUGGUCAAAUACUUAAUGAGCCAAGGAUUUAAAAGAGAAGAUGCACAUGCUGCGUUAAUUGCCUCCAAUAUGGAACCAGAUAAAGCUAUAGUCGAAUUACGGGAGCGUUACAGCACCAAUAAGGCUAUUAAUGCCAUGACACAGCCUCUAGAGCUUAAUCGUAAUUAUGGAGCUGAUAGCAUUCUGCACGUUGUAACAAGAAACGGACCCAUGUACCAGCUGUCGAAUCAUACGUCUUUAUCACAGUUCGCACCUUCUGGAAAUAACUCUUCGGUGUCUGCACAAAAUCAUCGUCUGAAGCAGUCAGGGUUGUGCGUGUCUACGCAAAGUAAUACAACUCAACUUUUAUCUAUGCAACCAAUCCCUAACUCUCAAUUCAUGCGACAGCAGAUUACACAACAGGUGAUAUGUUCACUCCAAAUUAUUGCAUUAUAUAAUUGUAUAUGCGGUUACACAUCUCUUCUAAUCAUACUGCCUUCAGCAGUCAUCCAAUUGCUGGCUUGUCUUCUGGACUAAAUGUGCUUCUAAGAUGUUGUAGCGCAUAUUGAUUUCCUAACUGAUGCUUUUUUAAAAUGUUUCUUUGAUUUACUAUUGAUUUUAUUGUGAUAAUUAUAUUUUAUAUGCAUUGAAUAAAUGACAGGCUUUAAUCAGUAGACUGAGUCCAUCUAUCAGAGGUGAACUAACUAGUUUAUUUAAAUCGUUUAGGUUGGUGGAACACCAAACCUAGACCUGAAUACUCAACCGUUUUAUUCAGUGAGAUUAAGGCCUCACUGAACUAAAGAUUCAAAAUUUCAACCAUUUCGUUAACUGUCUGAACGCUGUUCUGUUUUAGUUUUUUGAUAUGUUUUGAAUUAACGUAAUAUUUGUACGACUUGUGGUCUAUAAAAUUAGCCCAAGCUUCCUGAGUUCUAAUUUCCGUAUCUUGGUAUCUGAUUAACUGACUAACCCUCGCAGUGUGACCUUCAACCUGAACGUUUUGACUACUGGUUCUCCUUACAACUAUUUGAAUUAGAAGGUUAACACCUAAGGGUUAUCUUUGUAGACUUAUCACUCUUACUGUGACUGGGUCCGAGUUGCUAUGGCAGUUUUGACACCACAGUAGAAACAACUUAUAACUUUAUUAAGUUACCUGAAACAAAGUUCAUUGAUUAUGGUCUUCAACUUUGUCACUCAUUUGUAAUCAAGCACUAAUAGCAUUCGUAAUUUUCCUUUAGGUUCGAUCGGCCUUAAACCUUUCCAUUCCAAGUCCGUUAGGUGUACAGACGAAUGGGAGUGCCACAAUGGGAACCUGUGGUGGUUCGCUUUUGGGAAAGCCUCCAUCUCUUUCCUUAUCAAACGUUAAUUCCAACAUUCAAACUGCAUCGUCUACUAAUCCACAUUCAAGCACUAGCCUACUAACUACUACUAGUUUAUGUCCUAUCAAAAAUAAUCGUACAUCGACUGGACCAGCGUCUUUAAACCAAAACUCAGCGAAAAGGUCGCCUCGUCAAAUUUCGAUCAUAAACUCCAUGAUUGAAUUGCAGAAAAAACAUCAGAGUAUUCAACACCAAUUAAAUAUGUAUAAUAAUAACCCUGCCCUUCGUUCACAACCUCAGUACGCGGACGUAUUUGUUGAACUCCAAGGUCAAAUGCAACAAAUUGAAACUCAGUUACACGGAAAGCGAGCACAGCUUAACAUAACUCGUGCUCAAGAUUCUGUAACACAAUCUGUAAAGAACCCUUUAAUACCAACAAAUGGUUAGUUGUUUAUGGAAGGUAUUUUUCUCAACUUCAGCUGUUAUGCUUCAUAAAGUUAAAAUGAUUGGUUUUGAAUCUUGUACACAAAAUGCACAACAAAUGCAAGAAACUGACAAAAUACCAAAACUGGAACUAUGAUAUGUUUAUAUCGCAGUUUCUUCCGGUAGUCCAAAGUAUAUUAGUCAUUCCAUCCUUUUUUUUUACUUGAAGUAAUCACCUUCCCUCCAAAUCAUUAUUAUAGCGAUAAACAAGGUUUUUUAUUCGGAAAAGAGUUUCCACACAUGCUACCUGAACUUAGUUCCCAGUAAACAAGUUUUUGUCACCUGAUCAGUCAUUCACAUUCUACGUACAACCUGGCACUUGUGCAUCGGUUCAAGUUGCCACACCAUAUCAUAGUGAGAUAAUUCCAGUAGUAGAACCAGUGACUGCAUUAGUGGUAAAUGAAAAGAUUGCUCACAGAAGACAUGAUCCGAGAAAAUUAAAUUGGUGGGGUAAAAAAUUGUUUUUACGGUAAUUAAAAUCUAAGGGAAGACAAAGUGUAAAUGUACCUGCACUGUUGCAAACUAUUCUGAGCCAUGUUGCUCAAAGUCUUCGGCCAUUGGUUGCGAUAAUCAUGUGGACUACAACCAGGUAGUUUGUACCUUCCUACACGACUUAGUCCAACUGUCAGUUACUUCAUGGACUGAUCCCACGUUCCAGGUUUUCAAUGGUGGUCUAACAUCAAUCGGUUCAUGAUCGCGAUAAAAAAACAAUACUAAUAAUCGAUGAAUAUGUUCUACUUUUACAGGCCACGUUCCAUAAUUACAAAGUAAAACAGAAAUGAUGAGCAAAUUCCCCCAUUAGUUGACAGGCGGAUAUCUAGUCUACACCAUAAGUGACGCAAGUUAGCCUAAUUUUAAGUUGUCUUCACUGCUCAUCGUGUUCAGAGCCCGAAGAGAUGAGUAUCUAAGCAUCUAACAAUUCUGUGAACGCCACCAAAAUCCAGUCUAUAUUAACCUUUUGUUUAAAUAAUUGGUAGGUAUCGCUUGUCAGUCUGGUGUUUUGUUUUCUUUUUAGGUACCGAUAUUUCUGAUAACUCGUUUCCUGCUAUUGGAACAUGGAUAUCUCCUUCACCACAAUGUGGCGAAAACUUUGAUAAAAACGUCAUGGAUGGAUCAGGUAUGUGAAAUAAAAUACUCUGUUUUCAUCCUCAGUAACGUAAAAAUCCGCGAAACAUAGAAUUGGUCUCGUUGAUUUCUAAGCCGUUGAAAUUAUAUCAAUUUCGUUUCACUACUGUGCUCAUACCGGCAAGGUGACUAAAUGCUCUGGAUAGCUUUUAAAUUGUUUCCGUCGUUUACUACAGUAUACAUGUAUCUUAUUCGUUAGUUCAACUUUUUAUUUGAAUUUCAGCUUUUUCUAAUGUAAUCCAAAAGUGAGACAAUUGUAUAGACAAUAUAUUACAAGUCGAGGAGCUUGUCAGUCAAUUGUUAAGAUGAAACGUUCACUCGAAUAUGUUUUGACAUGAUAUCCCGAGAUCGAUAUGAAUAACGAUGUUUCCUAGCACUUAUUUAAACAAAAGGUUAAUAUAGACUGGAUUUUGGUGGCGUUCACAGAAUUGUUAGAUGCUUAGAUACUCAUCUCUUCGGGCUCUGAACACGAUGAGCAGUGAAGACAACUUAAAAUUAGGCUAACUUGCGUCACUUAUGGUGUAGACUAGAUAUCCGCCUGUCAACUAAUGGGGGAAUUUGCUCAUCAUUUCUGUUUUACUUUGUAAUUAUGGAACGUGGCCUGUAAAAGUAGAACAUAUUCAUCGAUUAUUAGUAUUGUUUUUUUAUCGCGAUCAUGAACCGAUUGAUGUUAGACCACCAUUGAAAACCUGGAACGUGGGAUCAGUCCAUGAAGUAACUGACAGUUGGACUAAGUCGUGUAGGAAGGUACAAACUACCUGGUUGUAGUCCACAUGAUUAUCGCAACCAAUGGCCGAAGACUUUGAGCAACAUGGCUCAGAAUAGUUUGCAACAGUGCAGGUACAUUUACACUUUGUCUUCCCUUAGAUUUUAAUUACCGUAAAAACAAUUUUUUACCCCACCAAUUUAAUUUUCUCGGAUCAUGUCUUCUGUGAGCAAUCUUUUCAUUUACCACUAAUGCAGUCACUGGUUCUACUACUGGAAUUAUCUCACUAUGAUAUGGUGUGGCAACUUGAACCGAUGCACAAGUGCCAGGUUAUACGUUGCAUAUAAAUUACGGAAUAUAGUUUUCAAUUACAAUUGGUUUAUAUUUCCAUCUAUUUUGCUGUUGGUGAGUAUUUUCGAAACAGGUCAUUUAGCGGAUUUCCUUAUUUCAAACUAAAGUGUGCUUAAUUGAUAUUUCUUUUUGCAAUACUCUCGCUAUUUUUUUAUAGCUUCUAAGUUGAACAACUUCACGCGCACUCCUUGCAAAAUAUCUGGUAGUUGGUCUCCUACCUGGUCUUCAUCUGUUAUAAAUCCAUCCUGUCCAAAUAUUCGAUCCAUUCAUAAUCAAUGGCAACUAAUACAUAAUCAACAACGAUGUGCUUUAGAGAGUAACUUGAAGUUUCCGGUGUCAAAAAAUAAUCCUUCGAGUACCCUAUCUAUUGAAGCUCAAGGUCAAUGGCUACUAGUGCAACCACUCUUAGGAUGGAACGGUACAAACAUUCACAGCCUGCAAAACAUUUUAUCAAAUCAUUUUAAACUUACUAGUUUUCAUGUUUUGAAUCCAAGCAGCUGUAGUGUACUUAUAAGGCUUCAAAAUAUAGAGGACUCACUGCAGUUAGUGAAGUUUUUUGGCGACCGUUUAUCUGUAGAACCGUUGUCUGAUCACGAUGCUCGCGUUCAUUUGCAACAGCUAUCUUUGAACGCUUGUGGAGAUGGCCUAAUAUCCAAUCACUUUAAUACGUCAUCUGAUAUACAUGCCACACCACCUAGUUUAAAUAGCAAUGGACAGUUUUACUCCCCCAUGAAUUCAAAUAACAAAAAGCCUAAUCCUCAUAUAGCUCGUUUUGGAAUAACUGUAUGUGGAAGCAAGUAAAGAUUUAUAUUUGUGAGAAAGAUGGUCGUCUCAUGGAAUCUCUUUUAUUCUCUGAAUAUCUUAGGGAAGUCUUCCAAUUUCAACGCUUUCGCGUUCAGAUUCACGUCUCUGAAGCGCAGCCAAUCUGUCAGUAUAAAAGUUAAUGACUAACUUAAGUUAUGCUCAAGUUUUGCCAGUAUGUAUUACUCUUUGAAUACCCCUAUUUAGUUCAUCGUUUGCUGUGCCUAAGAACAUUCUGUGAUCCAAUAUUAUUACAAUCAUACGUUUUGGAUUUACAAAAUUAUAUACGGAUCAAAACUAGUCAGAAUUGCCUUGUAAAUUAUAAACAUCCUCUUUAUCCAUAUUUUCCCCAUCUGAUAUAUAUAUAUAUAUAUACCUCAUUGCCUUUCAAUCAUCAUUAAUUCUGUGUUUGUGAAUGUAUCCUGACUGUUUGUCUGUUGAAUGUUGCAGUUUCGUUUUUAAACCGUUCAGUUUUAGUAGUCUUUCAUUUGUGUGCUUUUUGGACAGCCUCUAUGAUCUGUAAAUCGUUUCAUUAUUUAUCUUUUUGUAAAGAGACUUCUAGUAUCGCUAAUGAUUCAGUCUGUUUCUGGUUUAUAAGUCAAGUGUUUCCCUCGUCCAUUUUGAAUAGUAUCUAGUUUGUCCUAAAUAUUAUAUGGUUGAUAUACCUAUAAUUAAUUUGUACUCUUUUGAUUUCCCUCUAUAUGUAGUACAUUUUGUGUGUUUUCAGUGAGCUAAUCAAAGCUAAACUGAGGAUGUAUUUUUUCAUCUUAGUACAACAUAGACCAUGUCCAUUGAUAGCCCCUAACUGUGAUGUAUUUAAUUAUGCUCAUUGUUCUAAUUUUCUCAUCAUUUCUCUCGUCUUUAAAAUGCAAAAAAUAUUUGGUCUUCAACUCUAAAUACACUGUCUUAACUGUAGACCGGUGCAAUAUGUUUCUUGUCCCUCAAAUUGUGCUCUGAACAUUACUUACCUACCUCUUAAUAGCAGUAAAUUCGUUUGAUAAGCUUAUAGUCCAUGCACCGUGUGUAUGAUCAGUAAUACUUUUGACGACAAUAAGUGUGCAUCCUAUAUUAUCAAAUUAUCGCUUAAUAAUUAUAAUAAAAGAACUAUAACCUACUCUGUCAUCAGAAGUGUUUAAUUUUUGCAGAUCCAGCCGAAAUUACACAAAUCCAUUAUCAUGAAUAUUAGUGUCUUUGAUAUAUAUAUAUAUAUAUAUAUAUAUAUAUAUAUAUAUAUAUAUAUAUAUAUAUAUAUAUAUAUAUAUAUAUAUAUAUAUAUAUUCCAAUCAAAUGGUCAUCCGUUAUGUACUUUGCUUGUAAUUGUUGCAUCCAGUUUUUCUCUGCACAAUGGUCAAUCUAAAAAUCAAACUAUGCUUUUCUGCUUCUCUUCAGUACGUAUGAAUAUAUACUUAUCCCGUUUUAUUUAAUUAUUUUGAACUCUGAAUAAUUCUGGCUGUUUAUCACAAACCAUUCUGAGUUAGUCUUUCUAAUUCUCAUGUCUUGUUGUUGAUGAUUGCAUUUUCCUUUAAUAAUUCUAGAUAUAACUAUACUUUUGUGGUUACCUUUCUGUAUAUUCUGUCUGAAUUGUUUUUACGCAGUCGAUUUUGUUAUCACAACGACUAAGUUCUUUAAUUUAUCAUGUCAUGUGCUCUGUUUUUCUUUGCUAAAUAACUCAUUCCGGUGCAAAGCUAUAUUAUGUUGCCAAACUUAUUUAAAUCGCAUAGUCUGUAUUUUCCCUUGUUUUUUAAUUUCUACCACAUCUUGAAAAUAUCUUCAUUUUUUUAACUUAGUGGAUUGUGAAAUUAUUCUGCCCACUUAUUACCUUUUACUCUAACCUGUGAUCAGAUCCAUGUGUUGUAGCUACUGCGCACCUAUCUCGCGUAUUUUGAUGUAUUAUUUUUCAUUCCAUUUAUGGGCCAUUGUUUUUCUUUUAUCGUUAUGUUCGUGUCUUAAAUGUUAACUGAUCUACAUUUCCAGGGAUCCAGAACAUUUUGUGAUGCUUUUCGUGCCUGUGCUAACUGACUAGUUAGCAUUAUUCAUAUCACGUGUGCUUCCACUCAAUUCUGUUUACAGCUGCAAAACAAUGUAGGAAGUGGACUCACAUAAAAUAAUUGAAAGCACCAUAUUUUAUUCAAAACUUCUUUGGUUGUGUUCAACAUAGUCCCAUAUUUCUCCACAUAUCCUGGGUGCUCACAGAUCUGUGUAAACUUUCAUACUUCAGAAAUCAUUGUGCUCUGUUUUGCAACCUCUUGAUUCAAUGUAUUGAAUCCAAUAGGUCGUCCAGUUUCAUUUUCAAAUCCUAAUUUUGUUGGGACUCAGCAUUCUUUUUUUCUGUGUCCAGUAUUGAAUUUGCAGUCUUGUUAAGCAUAAUCAUGAAUUUGAAAAAAUUACCGGAUUUUAUUUUAUGACAGAUUUGCCGUUCCUUCACUUUAUGUUCAUUGAUUAUUUCUGUCAUUCUCAUAUCCUAUCACCUACUCUUCUCAUCACCCUUGCUGUGCUGAUACUAAUUAUUAUCCAGUAAAGCAUUAUGGUAUCUUAAUUGUUUUUUUUAUAUAGCAAAAUUCGGCUGGUUCCAGGGACCUUUAUUUUAUCCAAUUCCUGUAAGACAAUGUUCUCUUUGAAUUAUGAUAAUUAAUGAAGCUAAAAGGUCUUUAGAUUAUUUGCGUGACUUCUUACUGGUUCCCAAUAUCGUCUGUCUAUUUUCAUCGUUGUUUCCAGCUCAGCUUUCUGGACUUGCCAUUUUUGCGCCAAGUUGUUUCACUAAUUACUGACUAUUUAGCAUUGUUUGCUGUGCCCAGUGGACAAAGGUUUUUUGAAAAUAUUUCAAGCUGUCUUGUUGUUUUCAUUGCUGCUUCUGAGUUUGGUUUAUGAACGUUUCAGUGUGUUCCAUAUUUUCUACAUGGAUAGUUAAUUCGGAUUUCAUAUUUGAAUCAUCUGAUUAAUUCUUAAAAAAUAUUUGUUCAUUCUGUUGGACAAUAAAUCUUUACGUCG